Physella acuta is the source of this 3068-nucleotide messenger RNA. Its product is annotated as ATP-dependent DNA helicase DDX11. Gene Ontology annotation, molecular function: DNA helicase activity; ATP binding; hydrolase activity, acting on acid anhydrides, in phosphorus-containing anhydrides. The record is from RefSeq and is a predicted model, not a curated record. NCBI's taxonomy places the organism in Eukaryota, Metazoa, Mollusca, Gastropoda, Physidae. Gene Ontology annotation, biological process: establishment of sister chromatid cohesion; nucleobase-containing compound metabolic process. Gene Ontology annotation, cellular component: nucleus.
AACUUACAGAUUAAAAUGGAAGAGUUCGAUGAUGAUGAGGAUGACAGUUUACUACUUGCAGCCAUGGAAGUUGAUGAGGUGGAAGAAGUAAAAAUAAAAUCUGAAGCCACUGAAGUGAAAAAUGUUAUUAAUAACUUAGAAGAAGGUCCUGUCGAUGUGCCAGAAACUUUUCCAUUUCCUUUUAACCCAUAUGACAUACAGAAGAAUUUUAUGAGAAGUUUAUAUGAAUGCCUUGAACGAGGCAAAGUUGGAGUUUUUGAAAGCCCAACUGGAACAGGCAAAUCACUGAGUAUAAUCUGUGGCGCGCUGAAAUGGUUGCGGGAUUUUCAAGAUAAACAAAGAAAAAAGUUAGAGGAAUCAAUCCCUGACACAAGAAAGCAGAACUCCUCUAAGGAAGAAAAAGAGCUGGAUUGGAUCAGCCAAUUUGCAGCCAAAAAAGAACAGGAAGAAAAGCUGGAAAAAAUUAAGUUAGAGCAAGAAGCCAUAAAGAAAAGAGAAUCCAAGCUUAAAGAACUUCAGAAUUCUAAUUAUUUUGUCAGAAAAAGGAAGCUCAAGUCUAAGCUAGACACGGAUUUUGAGGAGCUCAUGGGCUCAGCCUCUGAAGACAUCAAGCGAGCUUGCAUGGAAGAAUUGAAAGCUGUGGACCUGGAAGUGGACCAAGCUUUGUUGGACAAAGAGGAUGAUGAUGUUGUUUUAGCUGACUACAAUAGCGAGGAUGAUGAAGAGGGCAAGCAGAAACAAGAUGAAGAUAAUGAUGAAGAGGAAACUAUAACUAAGAUUUAUUACUGCAGUCGUACACAUUCUCAGCUUAGUCAGUUUGUAAGGGAGGUGAUAAAAAGUCCCUAUGAGGAUGUUAGAGUAGUGUCCCUUGGCUCUAGACAGAACAUGUGUAUAAACCCAGCAGUGAAAAAGCUGUCAUCCUUGAACCUCAUCAAUGACAGAUGCUUAGAACUGCAGCAGAAAAAAAGCAAAAAGAAGCCUGGCUGUCCCUUCCAUAAACAAGAGCUGCUUCAUGUGUUCAAAGAUAAGACUUUGCUUGAAGUAGCAGACAUAGAACAGUUGGUGACCACAGGCAAACAGAUGAAAGCGUGUCCCUAUUAUGGAGCCAGAUAUGCUGUUCCACAAGCCGAAAUUGUAGCCCUCCCCUACAACACACUGCUACACAAGUCUACGAGAGAGGCUUGCGGAAUCAAAAUUUCUGGCAGCAUAGUCAUCAUAGAUGAGGCACACAACCUCUUAGAGACAAUCAACAACAUUCACAGUAUUGAGAUAACUGCUGGCCAGAUGGUUAAAGCUCAUUGCCAGCUAAGUCAGUAUGAGAAAAAGUUUGUUUCUCGCCUGACAGCAAAAAAUUUGAUGUAUGUCAGGCAAAUACUUUUUGUCUUGUCUCACCUGAUUGCAGUCCUGAGAGGCAAAACCAACUACACAGUAGAUUCACAAACAAAUGAUAAAUCAGACACAUCACUGUUGAACCUGAAUGAGUUUUUAUUUCGAGCUCAGCUGGACAACUUCAACAUGUUCAAACUGCUGAGAUACUGCCAGCAUAGUCAAAUGAGUAAAAAGCUUCAUGGAUUUGUUGAAAAGUAUCAAGAACCAGAGUGUCAGUCUGGAGAACAGACAUGUACAAAACCAGUCUCUGGAUUGACUAAAUUUUUACAAGAAAUAAAAACACCAAAAGACAAGGUUGACAUGAAAACACAAAAUGAAGAGCAAUCAAGCUCAGACCAACCAACCAACACCAGCAUGAACUCACCUUUGAUGCAGGUUGAAAGUUUUUUAGGUGCACUCACCAAUGCGGACAAAGACGGUCGGAUUGUGGUUAAUAAACAAGUAAAACUGAGCCAAUCCAGCCUGAAGUUUCUGAUGCUGAACCCCGCUGUACAUUUUGUCAGUGUGCUGCAAGAGGCCAGAGCCGUGGUUGUGGCUGGUGGCACCAUGCAGCCUGUGACAGAAUUUAAGGACCAGCUGUUUCAUGCUGCAGGGAUCUUACCCAGUCGCAUCAUGGAGUUCUCUUGUGGGCACAUAAUUCCUGGGCAUCAGUUACUUCCCCUGGUUGUAGCUACAGGACCCAGUGGUAUCCCUUUGGAGUUUACUUUCCAGACCAGAGAAAAACCUCAAAUAAUAGAAGAAUUGGGUCGUAUCCUAAUUAACAUUUGCAAUGUGGUGCCAGGGGGAAUCAUCUGUUUUUUCCCAUCCUACGACUACGAGAAAUUAAUUUAUGCAGCUUGGGAAAAGAACGCUGUACUCAGCAAAAUUCAGACCAAGAAGAAGAUCUUCAGGGAACCAAAGAGAAGUGGCUUGGCAGAUCAAGUCCUGACAGAAUAUUCAGAUUCCAUUAAGAGAUCAAUGGCUUGGCAAGGCACAGUAACAGGAGCCAUCCUAAUGUGUGUGGUAGGUGGGAAGAUGAGUGAAGGAAUUAAUUUCUCAGAUGAUCUUGGAAGAUGUGUGGUAAUGGUGGGUUUGCCUUACCCAAAUAUCCACUCCCCUGAGCUGAAGGAGAAAAUGAACUAUUUGAACAAUCAUUUUCCCAAAGAUAAAGAAGGGAGACAAGCAGGUCAAGUACACUAUGAGAACUUGUGUAUGAAAGCUGUCAACCAGUCUAUUGGGAGAGCCAUCCGCCACAAAGAUGACUAUGCUUCUAUUCUACUUGUGGAUCAAAGAUUUUCUAAACCAAAUGUUUGUAACAAACUGCCGCAGUGGAUCAGCAAACAUCUCCAGAAGCCUGAGAAAUUUUCUGCUGUCAUGCAGGCACUGCCUAAGUUUUUUAACUCUCACAAAGUAAAAUCCUGAUGAACAACCUGUGAGUCAACAUUAACUCGACGAAGUAAAAAAAGCAUUAAGUUGAAAAAACAAAUUGCGCUGAGCCAAAUGGAGAGUACAAUACUGACACAGAUGUUAAAUACUGACACAGAUGUUAAAUACUGACACAGAUGUUAAAUACUGACACAGAUGUUAAAUACUGACACAGAUUUUAAAUACUGACACAGAUGUUACAAAUUGAACUUAUUUGUCACAGGAGAAAAGUGUCAAACCAGCACACCAUUGAGGCGAGGGAUUCAAAUAUAGCA